This is a messenger RNA of Saccostrea echinata, 1990 nucleotides long. RefSeq lists its product as uncharacterized. NCBI's taxonomy places the organism in Eukaryota, Metazoa, Mollusca, Bivalvia, Ostreida, Ostreidae. The transcript has 8 exons. The coding region runs from base 19 to 1947 and encodes 642 amino acids. The record is from RefSeq and is a predicted model, not a curated record.
GUUUGGAAGAGGUAUAAUAUGGGACCUAAAAAAAACAAAAGAAAUAAAACACCAGUACAAGGUGAAAAUACACAGGAGAUUGGUUACCAAGGUGCAGUGGGUAACGAGAAAAAAGAGAUGAAAAAUUGUCCACAAGUCAUCCAUGGAGAUGGUGAUGAAAACAAUGGUGACAAGACAUAUUUUAACCAAAAACAGAAAAGGAACAAAAAUGGUUCAACAGAACAAAGCGAUUAUUGUACUAAUGAUGCUGUAAAUUCAUCUGUUAAAACCACAGAGAAUGUCAAAAACACCCAGAAAACGACCGAGGUAGCGAAUGCCUUGGGCAAUUCUACAAGAAGCACAGCUGAUUUCAAAGUUAGAUCAUUUACAAAAACUCCUGAUGAAAACACAUGCAGACCGCAUGGAAGAACUAGUAAUGGGGACACUGACAAUCAUUCUGAGGGAAUUGUUGAUAAAAGUCCAGGCAAAAAAACUGACAAUCCUGAUGAAACGAAUAAUUCGAUGGAUUGCCAUUCUGUGGAAGGAAGUAAAACUGAACGUACUGACAAGGGAGAUAAGAAAGGAAGUGGUACAAAAUGCAACGAAGAACCCAACGUUUAUGAAAAUCAAAAGAGUUUUGAAAAAAGAGACGAACCGAUCCGAACACAAAAUGAAGCAGAGAGCCGUAAAAAACUCGAAGUUUCUGAAAAUAAAAUUUCGAUUCUGGAUAAAAGAGAUGAACAGACUCAAACACAAAAUGAAUCAGAGUUCCCUGCAAACAUAAAAGUUUCUGAGAAUGAAAUUUCAAUUUCUGAUACUAGUAAAAGAGAUGAUCAGACUCAAACACAAAAUGAAUCAGAGUUCCCUGCAAACAUAAAAGUUUCUGAGAAUGAAAUUUCAAUUUCUGAUACUAGUAAAAGAGAUGAACAGACUCAAACACAAGAUGUACAGAUAAAGAACAAAACAGUUACAAUUGUGUUGGUUCUCUAUGGUCUUUUGAUUCUUUUAUUGUUAUAUUUGGUGCUGAAUGCAUCUUUUUCAUCGAUCCAUGUACCAAGAACAACAGAUGAAGCAUUAAAGAAAAUUUCUGAUAUCAUUGAGGAGUUUGGACCCCUAAAACUAGAAAAUUCAAAACUCGACAGUAAAAUUGACAAUCUAGAAAAAGAAGUACAGAAAAAGAAAGAUGAGAUUAGCAGACUGUAUGCAAAAAUGGUAGACCUUCAAAAAAUGGUGGAUAACCUGAGAGAAAAACUUCCCUUCCUGGCCGGGAAGAUGAAGUGGAUGGAGCAGGAGCAGACAGAGCAGGGUAACUAUAUCCUGCUAUUUCUGGUUAUAUUUUUGCUAAUAUUCCUUGGAAUAACUUAUCUAGUCAUGCGUCGCAAAGAGACACAACCCAUUUUAUCAGGACAAGUCCAAAGCUCUGUUAAGUUCCAUAGCAAAGUGGGUGACAGAACGCAUACUUCUGUACUCGAUCAGAUACAUCCGAAAAAUUUAAACAAAAAAAUUGGAAUUGUUAGCUUCAACACUAAGACACAAAAAGUCCACAAGGAAAUGCUGCAGCGUGCUUUGAAUUCAACUGAUACAAAUACUGAGAUUGUUGCGGUUGUUGUAGACAGAGCAGAUAAGAUUCUGACGAUACAUCCUUCAUGUUUAAUGUUUAUUUUUGUGGAUAGAAAUGAUCGAAAUAUCAUUCUUGAAGACCCAGACUCGGAGAUUGGUGACCUUAGGCGACUCACAACACAAGGUGUUAUGAAGAUGGGAUGUACCGUGGUGGUAGUCUAUGUUAAUGACAGAGAAUCUCGGGAUUUACAUGGGCGUGACUUAUAUAAUCCCUGCCUCCAGUCUGUCAAAAGACACCCAGUAUUAAAGGAAUUACAGGCAGAGGGGCGUGUCUUCUCUGUGAUGGACAAUUUCAGUCAAAAUCAAAAUAAACAGAUUGAUCAACUGCUGAAGAAAUGCGGAUUGUAAUGUGUUUAAGAUGGAAUGAUAAAUAAAAACUAUAAAUUUGUCA